Messenger RNA from Malassezia globosa CBS 7966, 717 nucleotides. RefSeq lists its product as uncharacterized. The transcript has a single exon. Gene Ontology annotation, biological process: nucleotide catabolic process. Lineage: Eukaryota; Fungi; Basidiomycota; Malasseziomycetes; Malasseziales; Malasseziaceae. Gene Ontology annotation, cellular component: cytosol. The record is from RefSeq and is a predicted model, not a curated record. Bases 1 to 717 code for a protein of 238 amino acids. Gene Ontology annotation, molecular function: hydrolase activity.
AUGUAUACUUACACGCAACUCGUAGACGACGGAAAUGGUCUGUCUGAUGCAUACCCCGAGCUGUCCCCCGAUGACCCAAAGCACAAGUGGGCUGUGAACGGCCACAUUAGCAACGAGGUGUUUGCUAUGGCAGAUUAUGACUUGCUCACGAUCGGAAACCAUGAAUUGUACAACUUCAGUGUUGCGAGAGAUGUGUAUGAGUACUUUGUGCCGCAUUGGGGCGACCGAUACCUGACAUCGAAUGUCAACAUUUCGCUACCAGAAGCAGAUGGCACUCUGCGUUCGCGUCCCAUUGGUCAGCGAUUCACCCGAUUCAAGACGCGCAACCAGCAACUAGAUAUCCAGGCAUAUGGUGUCUUGUUUAAUUUCCAACUGGGUGCCGAGGGCAUUCAAGUACAAGAUCCGAAAGACAUGGUGCGCGAGCCAUGGUUCCAAGAGUCACUGCGCGCAUUUUCGCACGUAGAUGCAUUUGUUAUUGCAGGCCAUAUGCCAGUGACAGGGCAUGAUGGCUGGGAUGCGUUGCAUGCUGCCAUUCGCGACGUCUGGCCGACGACGCCGAUUCUCAUGCUCGCUGGUCACACACAUGUACGUGACUGCCGCAUGUUGGAUGAUUAUGCCAUGGCACUCGAAAGUGGUCGGUACUUGGAAACGAUCGGCUGGAUGAGUGUGUCAAAUGUUUCAUUCCGAGCGACCCACAUUCUCGCGGCGCUACAUUGA